AUGUACAUCCCCAGACAGCAAUUCCUCACCGAGGCCGACAUUGGGCCUCAGAGGGCUGAGAACGUCCUCCAAUCCAAUGGCUCGGUCGCUGCAUACCCAGGAAUGCCUAGCGACCUCCAACCACCGUACAGAAACAACCCGGAUGUCCAGGGUAUCGCCGUGUUCAUACAGAUAACCUGGAUGCUAUGGUUCGUGUUGAUACUGCUGAUGAUGUGUCGCGCUCUCUACGACAAGUUCGGUGGUGCCGGAGACGAACUCUCCGAUACCGACUCAGAUAUCACAGAGGCGGGCUGGCGGAUCGAAGAUUCAAGCCUCCCCCCUACUUCAAUAGCCUCGCAGCACCGGAAGAGGUUGAAGAAGCUCGAACAAGUCGCUCCGGCUCAAUCGCUGCUACACUGGAGAGCCGAGAAAUCAGUGGAACACGUCCAGACCACUGCCAUUUGCUUGGAGUCUCUCGAAGAGACCGACAUGAUUCGCGAACUCCGAUGUGGCCACGUCUACCAUGCCAAUUGCCUCAACCUCUGGGUUGAACGGGGCCAUCACGACUGCCCCCUGUGCAAGUACGAUAUGCUGGGUUUGAUGAAAAGCUUUCUGAAACCCCACCCCGAUGACGAAGAAGCUGCAGUCACUGCCCUCAUUCAAGAAACUGGUCAACCCUCCGAGGAAGUCCAUAGCGACUAUGUCACUGUCUACGGAGGCACUGCGAAUGAUUGA
Messenger RNA from Fonsecaea erecta, 714 nucleotides. RefSeq lists its product as hypothetical. Bases 1 to 714 code for a protein of 237 amino acids. Gene Ontology annotation, biological process: protein ubiquitination. The transcript is spliced from 4 exons. NCBI's taxonomy places the organism in Eukaryota, Fungi, Ascomycota, Eurotiomycetes, Chaetothyriales, Herpotrichiellaceae. Gene Ontology annotation, molecular function: ubiquitin protein ligase activity. The record is from RefSeq and is a predicted model, not a curated record.